Carassius carassius (crucian carp) is the source of this 3976-nucleotide messenger RNA. Its product is annotated as mitogen-activated protein kinase 1-like. Gene Ontology annotation, molecular function: ATP binding; MAP kinase activity. Bases 272 to 1381 code for a protein of 369 amino acids. The record is from RefSeq and is a predicted model, not a curated record. Gene Ontology annotation, biological process: protein phosphorylation; intracellular signal transduction. Gene Ontology annotation, cellular component: nucleus; cytoplasm. NCBI's taxonomy places the organism in Eukaryota, Metazoa, Chordata, Actinopteri, Cypriniformes, Cyprinidae. The transcript is spliced from 9 exons.
CGCUCUCGCUCUCUCUGCCGCCUGCAUUCAGUCAGUCUCACCACAGAACACGGCGCGCGCAGAUAGCUAUCACUAUACAUACAUAUGCCAGUCAACUCAACAACACUUCAGCCGCUCCUUUCCUUUCACUCCGACGCGAAGACUUCGGUUUAGUUUAACCACGUCGCUUAUCCUGCCUCGUUUUUUUCUCUCUAAAUAAGAGCUUCAUAAGCUGCUUUGGGUAAGAAAAGUGCUUUUGUUGUGCGUGUGAAGGCAGCUCAGUUUCACAGCAAUGGCGACAGCUGCGGUAUCUGCUCCUGCUGGCGGCGGCCCGAACCCCGGCUCCGGUGCCGAGAUGGUCCGCGGUCAGGCUUUCGACGUCGGGCCGCGCUACAGCAACCUCUCGUACAUCGGAGAAGGCGCAUACGGCAUGGUUUGCUCGGCAUAUAAUCGUGAUAAUAAAGCACGUGUGGCGAUAAAGAAAAUCAGUCCGUUUGAGCAUCAGACAUACUGUCAGCGCACACUCCGUGAGAUUAAAAUCCUGCUACGCUUCAAGCAUGAGAACAUCAUCAGCAUCAACGACAUCAUCCGCACCCCCACCAUCGACCAGAUGAAAGACGUCUACAUUGUACAGGAUCUGAUGGAGACGGACUUGUACAAGCUGUUAAAGACACAGCACUUGAGCAAUGACCACAUCUGUUACUUCCUGUACCAGAUCUUGCGCGGCCUGAAGUACAUCCACUCGGCAAAUGUUCUCCACAGAGACCUGAAGCCAUCUAACCUGUUGCUCAACACUACUUGCGACCUCAAGAUCUGUGAUUUUGGGCUCGCCCGGGUGGCCGAUCCAGAUCAUGACCACACCGGCUUCCUGACGGAGUAUGUAGCUACACGUUGGUACCGCGCACCAGAGAUUAUGCUCAAUUCUAAGGGUUACACUAAAUCCAUUGAUAUAUGGUCGGUUGGUUGUAUUCUGGCUGAGAUGCUUUCGAAUAGACCCAUCUUCCCUGGGAAACACUAUCUGGACCAGCUUAACCACAUCUUAGGUAUUUUGGGCUCCCCCACUCAGGAGGAUCUUAACUGCAUUAUCAACAUUAAGGCGAGAAAUUAUCUGCUGUCACUUCCUCUCCGCUGCAAAGUGCCCUGGAACCGCCUGUUUCCUAACGCCGACCCUAAAGCGCUGGACCUGUUGGAUAAGAUGUUGACCUUUAACCCUCAUAGGAGGAUUGAGGUGGAGGAGGCGCUGGCUCACCCGUACUUGGAGCAGUACUAUGACCCCACAGAUGAGCCCGUUGCUGAGGCUCCGUUUAAGUUCGAUAUGGAGCUCGAUGACUUGCCCAAAGAGACUUUGAAAGAGCUGAUCUUUGAAGAAACCGCACGCUUCCAGCCAGGCUACAGACCAUAGCCUAUCGCACAGGUGUUUUAGUCUGGAUUCGAUCAUCCUGAUGCUUCUGUCUCCACUUCUUUGUGUGCUGUAGUCCUCUCUUCGUCCUCAUCGUCAUCAUCACCAUCGAUAUCUCCACCUCUUCCUAAACUACAGGCAGCCCUCACAGUUCAUCUGACCCCAGCUGAGAACAUGCACCUCUGCUCUCUUAAUCUGCUUCACUCCAUCCGUCUCAUCACAAUGAAAGCGCAGCGCCUCUCUCACACUCGCACUCUCUCUUCCUGCCCGUCUGUGUGAAAGCUUGUGUUUGUGGACAACACCUCGUCAAGGUUUCUGAUUCCGAUGAACCCUUUUUCUCUCAGUCUCCUGAUACACUUCAGUAAAAACAGUCUAUGAUUGUGUUCUUGCUGUGCUUCUUUCUAGCCUCCAGUUAAUAUUUCCAACAAGCUGCUUUUUUUAAAGUGUCUGUAAGCCAUUCUGAAGUCCCACAGAGGCCAAACUGGGAGCGAACUCUUCAGAUCUCUUCUAUUCUUAAAUCUAUAUAUAUGCAGUAGACUCGCAUUUAUCCACAUUGUGCAUUGCCAAUUUCCUCAAAGUGCACAGAGCGUGAAAUUUGCCACGGUGCCAUUUUUAGGCUUUUAAUGUGUUUUCAUAAAUGCAAAAAUGUAUUUACUAUUGACCCCAAAAAACUAAUUAAUUUAUCUGAUUAUUUUAUAACCCCCAUAUAGUGACUUGACUAAUAUACAUGCAUAUACAUAUGUGUGUGAUUUAAAAAACCUGUAAUUAUUUAUAUGCAUUAAAACCUGUAGGUUAUUACAUUAAUAUAUAUAAAAAUAAUUAUUUGUAAAUCGAUUCCCAAUCACUUCUAGAAAUCUUAGAAAAGAGACAAAUCUAUUACAUUUACUUAAGCACCAAAGAAAAGACCACUCUAAAGAUUUUAGGCCACCUUGGAAAAUGUGUACUUGUGUACAAAAUUUGACCUAAGCCCUCAAAUGACCUGCCAAAAAAGGCAAGUGCCAUGCAGGUUUACAUAUAUCCUGAAAUCCAGGUGUUUCUUUUUUAAUCUAAAGAGGCACACUAGAUUUGAUCAUUUAGAUAGGUGUAGAGAAACUUCUGUCAUGGGAAGAAGAACAAUCCUGAGUUUUUCAGUCACAAUGGGUACAUUUUGAAUCAAUGUCUAUUAUAAACGUACAGUGCCUGCUCAUUUGUAUUCAUUCUUUCCUUUUUGAAUAUUUCUUUGUCUUUUUUGCUUUCCAUGCACCCCCCAGCCGCCUUGUAUCAAUAAGACUGUGCCCUUGCAUGACUGUUAAAAAGCUUUCUAUACAAAGAAAAUGGAAGUGCCACCUUGCUGGGGAUUCCAAUUUUGGACUCUCAGGUUUUUGUUAUAUCCUACCUUUUGUGGUCUCAUAUUUCCUAUAUAGAGUGUAAUCGGUGCAAAAAGAAGACAGCUCUUUAUUUUGCUUGUUCAUUUCAGUUGCACUUCUUUCAAAAUCCUUUCGGUGUUUGGAGAAAAAAAUAUUAAUAAUCGAGAUUAGCUUUUUAGAUGAACUAGCUCAACCAGAACGCCAGGUUUAAUUCCUCGUGGAAAUUAGGAGCCUCCAGCCAUGGAAAUGCUCCUUUUAUUAAUCCAUUUCAAUCAUAAGAUACUGUCUGCUGGUGUAUUAAUAACGAUCCAGGGGAACUGAAAGUCUACCUGGAACUGCAUACUCUUUUAAAAUUACACAGCACUUGAACAUUUGCGAAAAUGGACGUCUAAGACAUUAAGUUAUUACUGAUACUGUUAUGCUCAUAUUUGCAUGGCUUCAGCAAGUGUUUCUUGCCCACACUGGCCCUCGUUGGUUUACUAAUCCUACAUUACUUUUGUCUAUAUGCAUCUGGCAAGACGCCACCUAGUGGUGAUCUCAGGUGCUGGUUGAUCAAGAAGAGAAUGGGUGAUUCUCUUGAAUGAAUAAUAAUAAAAAAAAUUUACUUUGUAAGAUAGCUUCUGCCGAAUCAGUGUGCAGCCUGUCUGUUUCUGUGUGCCUUUAUGUGUCAUGAAUAACAAUUAUUGUGCAGCUUUGUUUUGUUGGGGAUCAGUUGUGACUUUUUUUGCCGUAUGCUCUGAAAUAUAUAAAAAGUGAAAACCGAGAAGAAAAAAAAACUACUCUUUAUGUAAUUUUAAGCCCUAUUUGUCAGAGCUUUUGUGAUUAAUUUGAGGAAGUAAAGAAAAUUUAAUACGCCUUUUUUCUACCCUACCUGGUUUGAUCCUGUUGCAUUUUGCCUUCAGUUCUUGAAAGUUUUGUGCAGAACUGCUUUUAUUGUAAAAAUGAAUGUCUAGUGAUUUAUUAUUAUUAAUCUUGUAAAAAGGUCUCUGUGUAUUAAUCUACUUUUUGCUAGCAGUGGCAAACUUUUUGUUGUGAUUUUCACUUGAUGAGCUUUGAAACACCCAAAUUUUUGAUUUUUGUGAUUACAAAUAUUUCAAAAUUAUAUUAAAAUCUAUUGAAAACAGUGGCAUUAUGUCUGAAAGGCUUGUUUUUAAUGCUCAAAAAGACAGCCAAUGUUUAUCACCGAUAUUGAUCUCUGCAUCUGCCUAAUCAUGUAACCUAGAAACUGCAGAAUAAAACCAAUUGUAUUAUA